GUGGUGAUGAUAUGAAGCAACAACGACACUAAAACUUGAUCCUUGCAACGUCUUACGGGCAAUUAUCAGCUGUAAUACUCAAGUUCAAUCAUCAAUCCAUAUCUUAUGCGCAAUCACCGACUUCUCCGAAUGACAUGAUGGACGGGCUCAACCAUCAAACAGAACAUGCGCCCAGCUACCCAGUCCCUGCUCGGAGAUUGGGGGCGCUUGAGCAUCCCAUGAUCAUCAAAAAUGUGGACAAGGCUAUGAACACAUUCCCUUCACACUACUCACUCGAGGCUAUCGUGGACUCAUCCAGCCCUCAAGUAUCGAUCCCACUUUAUCUACGGCACAGUGACCCGACAGUGAGGCCGAUUGUCUCGCACAAUGCACUCACUCACAAUGUUGUCGUGAAAGUCACGGUCCCUAAGCGUACAGGAAGGAAGCGCAAGCGUGGAACUGAUGGGCCCUUCGAGGGACCCAUUGUCGACAACACGUCCACGACAACAAACUCCAAUGAAGAAGUCUUCUCUCGAGACCGGCUCGACGCCCCCCGUAUCCUCCGUCGAAAGCUCAGCGACAAUGUAGGGAAAUACACCGUCGAGCCCAUCGGCGUCGUCACCAACACGCACCGCUACCGCGGCCUCGCCGACUUCCAGUACGCCAUGGGCAACUCCCCCUUCAUGUCCCGGUUCGUCGACCAGGUGCUGCCAGGCGACGUCGCCAAGCUCAAGGAGUUCGCCAUCCAACCGGGCAUCGAAUCCGGGAAGAAUAUCGACCUGAUCCCUCCACCCAACUUCACGCCCAUGAGCCUGCCCUUCCAAUACGGCUACGCCCAGAACCCGUACACCAAAGAAAUCAGCCCCGGCACCGCCGGCCAAGCGGACGACGACGGCGGCAACUCCGACACCGACUCCGAGGCCGAGUUCCGGCGCGUGGUCAACGUGACCUCCCGUGUGCCCGCAGCCGGCUACUUCAUCGCGCACGACGAGUACCCCGUCCCGUCCGCGCCGCGGCGCCAGCCCAACCUAGCCGACCCACAAGUCGCUCUUAUCAUGAAGGAAAUGUGGGCGGCGAUGGAAGAGCGGCCGAUCUGGACGCGACGGAGCAUGUGGAACCGGCUAGGCUCCAAGUUCGCCUCUUUACCAAAGAGCGGUUCGCUGGUGCGCCACUGCCUGCAAUACGCGGGCUACCAGUUCAAGGGCGGACCGUGGCGCGACGCCCUGGUCAAGUACGGCCUCGACCCCCGCUCGGAUCCCAAAUACCGCAUCUACCAGACCCUGAUCUUCAAGCUGCACAAGACCCGCAUCGGCACCGUCGGGCGCGAGUGGAAGGCCGUCCGCCGCUCCGAGCUGGGCGUCACCAACUUUGGCAAGUACUGGAACAGCUACGGCGAGAGCGCCAACCUGGGCCGGGGGCCGGCUUCCGAGCGCCGCUCGCGCGAGACGCACGUGUUCACGGGCGAGUCGUUCAGCACCGACGGCAAAGUCUGGCAGGUCUGCGACAUCACGGACCCGCUUUUACGCCGGCUGUUCGAGAACGCCGAGGUCCGGCCCGAGUGCGACACGGAGAUUUCGGGUUUCUACCACCGCGUGCUGUGGUCGGUGGCGAAAGCCAUCAUGAAGUGCAAGAUGCUCGCCAUCCGAUUCGGGCGCACGCUGUCGGACGACGAUUUCGGUGCCACGCUGGAGGCCGUCAAGGGUCCCAAUGACGGAGGGGAUGGGGGUUCGGGAACCAGCAUUGGCAUCACCUUGCCUGAUCUGCAGCUUACGGCCAAGGAGUGCGAGCAGUUGAGGGGGAGAAAUAAAAUCAAACCGGGCCUGAAACAAGGGCGUGAUCGGUGGGAGGAGAGGAAGAAGAAGACGCAUUAUAGGGUUAGGAUCCCGCUGAAGGAGGUGGAGGAGCGCGAGGCGGAGAAGAUGGCCUUGUUGUUGGGGAUAGGUCUCAAGCCGCGCGAGAGAAGGCGGGCUCCGGCUGAUGGGAGCGCUGCUGGUCUGGGGCCUUCUGCUGUUUCUGCUGCUGCUGCUGCUGCUGCUCCAGGUGCAGAAGUGGAUGAAGAAGUACCACUUGACCCGGCACUGGCGAGUAUCGGGGGAGGAGAGUCGGUUCAGGCUGAUGCCACCACCACCACCACUGACACAACCGACAAGAGACCAUCACCUGCCGCCGCUGAUGGCAAGGAUCAACCCGCUACCACCAAGACACAACAACCUCGCCAAGACCGCGAGGACGAGGAAGAAGGCGAAGAAGAAGAAGAAGAAGUCCAAGCCCCCAAAAUCCUCCAAGACAUCUUCGAAGACAACGAAGACGAAGAAGAAUACGAAGGUCUUUCCGAAGAAGAAGAAGAAGAAGGCGACUUUAGUGACGGCGACCUUCUCGGGGACGAAGAUGACGAAGAUGAUGAGCGUAACGUCUACGACGACGAAGAAGAUGACGAAGAGGAUGGCUACGGCGGUUAUAGGACUGAUGCCGGCUACCGCACUGACGGGGGCUACCAAACCGAUGGGGGUUAUCGGACCGAUGUUGGCUAUCGGACAGAUGCUGGCUAUCAGACCGAGGGAGGUUACGGUUACCGGACGGAUAAGGAGGAACUUGGGGGCGAGGACGAGGACGAGGAUGAGAGUGAGGAGGAGGAUGAGGACGAAGAAGGUGGCGAGGGUGGAGGCGAGGGAGAGGAAUUGGAGGAGAGGGGAAGACCUCGUCAUAGGCAGCAGCAGCAGCAGCAGGCCCAGUGGGAUGAAGAGGAUGUGGACAUUGACGAAGAGGAUGAGGAGGAGUAUAGCGACUAUUAAUCGCUUCUUAUGGCUCUGGCUUUUGUCUAUCUUGGUUUAUCACUUGGAACUUCUUCACCCAUAGGUAGCUUUACAAGUAGAGGGUAUCUAUCUAUCUGUCUAGCG
Messenger RNA from Neurospora tetraspora, 2876 nucleotides. Its product is annotated as RNA polymerase III transcription factor IIIC subunit-domain-containing protein. The record is from RefSeq and is a predicted model, not a curated record. The transcript has 2 exons. Gene Ontology annotation, cellular component: transcription factor TFIIIC complex. Gene Ontology annotation, molecular function: RNA polymerase III type 1 promoter sequence-specific DNA binding; RNA polymerase III type 2 promoter sequence-specific DNA binding. NCBI's taxonomy places the organism in Eukaryota, Fungi, Ascomycota, Sordariomycetes, Sordariales, Sordariaceae. Bases 135 to 2771 code for a protein of 878 amino acids. Gene Ontology annotation, biological process: transcription initiation at RNA polymerase III promoter.